GUCGUCUCGUCGGUCGGUGUCUCCGGCGCGUCGCCGUCACCGUUCAUACUACGCCGUGAUGCCCUAGCCCAUCCGCUCCACCGGCUUCUCUCUCCACUCCACGCAGUUCAAAAUUCAAAUUUCUCCUCACGACUCCCAAACCCUCACCUCUCCCCAGCCCGAAACCGCCUCGCUCCCUUCCCCCAACUCCAGAUCGAUCCACUCCAAACCGGCAGGCGAAUCCCCAUCCCCAUCCCCACGAUCGCCGCCGCCGCCGCCGCGUGGGGACAAGGAGGAGGAGGAGGGGAGGCCGCGGUUGCUCGUGCUCGAGGUUUUCUAAAUAGGAAUGGAUAUCACACAGGUUCUGCUAGCUGCGCAGUCACAUGACGGUCAGCUACGAACUGUUGCUGAGGAAAAUCUCAAGCAAUUUCAGCAGCAGAAUUUUCCACAUUUUCUUCAAACGCUAUCAGUUGAGCUGUCCAAUGAUGAGAACCCUCCUGAAUCUCGAAGGCUUGCUGGUAUUUUGCUUAAGAAUUCCUUGGAUGCAAAAGAAUCAACUAGGAAAGAGGAAUUUGUACAACGUUGGAUGAAUGUGGAUCCUGCAAUCAAAUCACAAGUUAAAGAGUCCCUGCUGAUUACCCUUGGAUCACCGGUGUUUGAAGCCCGGCGCAGCUCUUCACAAGUCAUUGCCAAGGUUGCUGCCAUUGAGAUCCCUCAUCAAGGAUGGCCGGAACUCAUAGUCAACUUGUUAACUAACAUGACAAAGCCAGAUGCACCCCCUUGUCUGAAGCAGGCUACCCUGGAUUGCCUUGGAUAUGUCUGUGAGGAGAUAUCCCCUGAGGAUUUGGAACAGGAUCAAGUUAAUGCUGUUCUUACUGCUGUGGUCCAGGGUAUGAAUCACGUGGAGAACAAUUCUGAUGUUCGCCUUGCUGCUGUGAAAGCACUCUACAAUGCUCUUGAUUUUGCGGAAACAAAUUUUCAAAAUGAGCUAGAGCGGAAUUACAUAAUGAAGGUUGUUUGUGAGACUGCCAUGUGUAAGGAGGCUGAUAUUAGAAAGGCUGCAUUUGAGUGUCUGGUCUCGAUAGCAUCCAUAUACUAUGAUCUUCUAGAGCCAUACAUGCAGACUAUAUUUGAGCUGACCUCAAAUGCUGCCAGGGUAGAUGAAGAACCUGUUGCCCUUCAAGCUGUUGAGUUUUGGAGCACUGUCUGUGAUGAAGAAAUUGCUAGGCAGGAAGAGAGCAAAGAAUCUGGUGUUUUCAGUUCUUCAUGUCAUUUUCAUUUUAUUGAAAAGGCCCUUCCUUCUCUUGUUCCUAUGCUUCUAGAAACACUCAUGAAGCAAGAGGAGGAUCAGGACCAAGAUGAUGGAAUUUGGAAUAUAUCGAUGUCUGGGGGUACCUGUCUUGGACUUGUUGCAAUAACUGUCCAGGAUGCUAUUGUUCCACUUGUGAUGCCUUUUAUAGAGGGGAACAUAACAAAGCCUGAUUGGCACAGCAGGGAGGCUGCAACUUUUGCAUUUGGUUCUAUACUUGAGGGUCCUUCUGUUCAAAAGCUCACACCAUUGGUUCAUGCUGGUUUUGAUUUCUUGCUUAAUGCAACCAAAGAUCAAAACAACCAUGUCAAGGAUACAACAGCAUGGACACUUUCUAGGAUAUUUGAGUUUCUGCACUCACCAACCAGUGGGUUUUCAGUUGUGACAGAUGCAAACGUUCCCUAUGUCAUACAAAUACUGUUGACAAGUAUCAAAGACUCCCCUAAUGUGUCUGAGAAGAUAUGUGGGGCCGUGUAUUUUCUGGCCCAAGGCUAUGAAGAUGCAGGGUCUAUCUCAUCAGUGUUGACACCGUAUCUUGGUGAAAUAAUAUCAGCUCUCCUUGCCACCGCUGAUCGUUCUGAUUCCAACAAUUCCAGGCUUUGUGCUUCUGCAUAUGAAACACUAAAUGAGAUUGUCAGAUGCAGCCAUAUCUCAGAGAACUUGAACAUGAUCGUGCAGUUAUUACAAGAGAUCUUGAAGAGAUUGAACCAGACUUUUGAGAUUCAGAUCACAUCCUCUGACGACAAGGAAAAGCAAAGUGACCUUCAAGCCUUGCUCUGUGGUGUUGCUCAAGUAAUCCUUCAAAAGUUCAGUAGCUGUCAUGAAAAAUCAGCAAUUCUUCAUUUUGCUGACCAAAUGAUGGUGUUAUUUCUCCGAGUCUUUUCAUGCAAUAGUUCUAAUGUGCAUGAAGAAGCCAUGCUUGCUAUUGGUGCUCUUGCUUAUGCUACUGGACCAGAAUUUGUGAAAUACAUGCCAGAAUUCCACAAGUACCUAGAAAUGGGCUUACAAAAUUUUGGGGCUUAUCAAGUCUGUUGUGUUUCUGUGGGUGUGGUUGGUGACAUCUGCCAUGCCUUAGAUGACAAGGUGCUCCCUUACUGUGAUGGUAUCAUGUCCACUCUUCUCAAAGAUCUCUCAAGCCCAGAGCUUCACCGUUCCGUCAAACCUCCAAUACUGUCUUGCAUAGGAGAUAUUGCUCUUACAAUGGGCGAACAUUUUGAGAAAUAUGUCCCAUACACUAUGCCUAUGCUGCAAGGAGCUGCAGAGCUUUGCUUUCGCAUGGACGCUCCGGAUGAUGAUAGCAUAGAGUAUCAAAAUGAGCUCAGCCGAAGCAUUUUUGAGGCCUACUCAGGCAUACUUCAGGGCUUCAAGAAUUCAAAGUCAGAGCUAAUGGUGCCUUAUGCUGGAAAUAUUUUCCAAUUCGUUGAAUUGGUCUUGAAAGACAACCUUUUAAGGAAUGAGAGUGUGACCAAAGCUGGGGUUGCCAUGGUUGGGGACCUAGCAGACGCAUUAGGGCCCAACAUAAAAUUGCUGUUCAAGGACUCCAAAUUCCACUCGGAGCUCCUCGGCCAAUGUUGCCAGUCUGAUGAUGAACAGCUAAGGGAAACUGCAUCCUGGGUCCAGGGGGUGAUCACACGCGUCCUGGUUUCAUGAGGGAAGACUUCUCAAGUAAAACUGCUGGUUUCAUGAGGGAAGACUUCUCAAGUAAAACUGCUGGUCGUGUACUAUCAGGUUAUUUUUCUUUUCCAAUGCUAGGUGAAUUGUUUUAGAAGUGCGUUACACAUUUGUCCCGUUGUGUUGCAAAUAGAAAACUUUUACAAAAGGCGAGAGGUUACAUAACUUACAUUACACAAGAUGAUUUUUCUACUGGCAGCCGUUUGCCAUUCUUCAGAAAUAGGCCGGUGUCCCUGGGUCUCUGUUGCGUUUUAUUCAGUUGUCCAUGUGGAUCGAUUGUAAUCGCAACAAUGCUAUUUGGUUUGUUGCUCUCUGAAAUGGUAAAGUCCUGUUGGCAUCAUCGCUCAUUGCGAUGAUGAUAGCGUCAGUUAAAAAGUUGUCUCUUGA
This is a messenger RNA of Oryza sativa Japonica Group (Japanese rice), 3346 nucleotides long. Its product is annotated as importin subunit beta-1. Gene Ontology annotation, cellular component: nucleus; cytoplasm. Gene Ontology annotation, biological process: protein import into nucleus. Gene Ontology annotation, molecular function: small GTPase binding; nuclear import signal receptor activity. The record is from RefSeq and is a predicted model, not a curated record. NCBI's taxonomy places the organism in Eukaryota, Viridiplantae, Streptophyta, Magnoliopsida, Poales, Poaceae.